ACCGCCGUAUCAUUAGCGUUUUUUUAUAUAAAGGAGGUUCAGCUUGCAUAGAGAAAACCAACAAAUCUAACAAAAAAAAUCCGAUAAAUACUAGAAUAUUCAUCCUUUUGUGAGUUUAUCGAUUUCAAGAGAGAAAAGAAAAGAAUCAUGGCUGCUGUUGAAGAAGGACAAGUUAUUGGAUGCCAUACUUUGGAGCAUUGGACUGACAACCUUGACAAGGGCAAAGAACACAAGAAAUUGGUUGUGAUAGAUUUUACUGCUUCGUGGUGUGGUCCUUGUCGCAUGAUUGCACCUAUCCUAGCUGAAAUCGCCAAGAAGCUGCCCAAUGUAUUGUUCCUUAAGGUGGAUGUAGAUGAAUUGCAGGUUGUUGCUCAGGAAUGGAAAGUAGAAGCAAUGCCAACUUUUGUCUUUGUCAAAGAAGGAGUUGAGGUUGAGAGGUUCGCUGGUGCAGACAAAGCCAAGUUGGAGCAACUGAUCGCAAAGCACUCGUGUUAAAGCUUAAGCCGAUCAUAAUAGACUUAUGAUUAUAUAUAUAUUUAGGUUUUGAAUUGCCAUCCAUCUCUGAGGAUGUGACUUUGCUAUGCAUGAAUCCGAAAGAACAGACGGGGUAUCUGUCUGUCUUUUUAAUAAACUCAAGUUUACUGCUUGUUUGAGCCUUGCCCACAUUUUCUGUUUGAGUUAUCCGUCUGUCUUUUUAAUAAACUCCAGUUUAUCAUCG
Messenger RNA from Papaver somniferum (opium poppy), 718 nucleotides. Its product is annotated as thioredoxin H-type 1-like. The record is from RefSeq and is a predicted model, not a curated record. Lineage: Eukaryota; Viridiplantae; Streptophyta; Magnoliopsida; Ranunculales; Papaveraceae. The transcript is spliced from 3 exons. Gene Ontology annotation, molecular function: protein-disulfide reductase activity. The coding region runs from base 148 to 495 and encodes 115 amino acids.